Molecule: messenger RNA, 1332 nt
Organism: Closterium sp. Yama58-4
Lineage: Eukaryota; Viridiplantae; Streptophyta; Zygnematophyceae; Desmidiales; Closteriaceae
Source: the annotation of a GenBank genome assembly
AUGUCCGUUACUAUGCUAGCCGGUUUCUCCACGUCCCCCAUCAACCCGCACCUCGGGAUUCUCCCCUCAGGCUCCGUGCCGCCCGGCGCCGCCCUCCUGCUGUGUGAUGACGUGGCAGCAGAAGGAAGCUUCCUGCUGCUGCACCUGCUAAAAUCACACCUGCUGUCACCGCCCUCGCAGGGGGGAGGGGCGGGGGAGAGGCGCGGGGACGGGGGGCAGACGGGGGAAGGGUGCAGGGGAGGCGGGGAGGGGUGUGAGAGGACGGUGUGUUUGGUUGCAUUGGCGCACCCUCCCUCUCAUUACAGUCACAUUGCCAGGAGAAUGGGCGUUCACUUCACCGACCUCUGCAGGCAGCAUUGCCUGGCCAUCAUUGACGGCCAAUCACAGGCCUACACAUGGCAGCCUGAGGGCUUAGAUCAUGCACGCGUGUGUCAGAAACAAGAAAGUCAGCCGCAAAAGGAUGUGCCGCAUCAGCAAAAGCAGCAGCAGCAGCAGCAGCAGCAGCAGCAGCAGCCGCAGCAGACAGGAAUGUACCGUUUCUCUCCGCCAAUCCCCUUCUCUCCGCCCUCCGAUCCACCUUCCCACGCCCUUCCCAGCAGCACAAACUCCCAUCACUCUGCCAACCCUCUCCGCUCUCUCUACUCCUCCAUCUGCUCUGCUGUCACCUCCCUUGGCUGCCCCCUCCACUCCUCCCAACCAGCCCCUUCUCACCCUCCUCUACCACCUUCCAACCAUGCGAAAGUCCCUUCCCACUUAACUGCCACAACUCAGCCUGAUGCUGCUGACUCUGGUUCUACAGCUGCCACGUCACCAUCACCAUCUGGGAUGUCUGACGUGGCACUCCCAGCUCGGUGUGGUGGCCAGCUGUGCAUCGUGAUUGAUGACGUGUCGCUGCUGGAGACGUGUGCGGGCGGCGAUUCUCGGCUGGUUAUGGACUUUCUGUCAGCGUGCCGUGGUUUGUGCACUAAGCAGCAUAGGGCCUCUCUCGUGCUUCUCACCCAUACAGCCGUCCAUCCAACCACCUUCACCUUCGCUCCUCCCCCACCACCACCGCUCCCCACCCUUUCCUCCUCCUCCUCCGCUUCCUCCCCCAUCGCCUCACCUUCCUUCCUGCCCUGGCUGCUGCAUCUCUCUGAUGUGCUUGUGCUGCUGAGACCACUUACAUCAGGCCACGCAUCAGAUGUUCACGGGCAGGCGGACAUUGUUCAUCUCACACCCACACUGCUGCAUGGCUCAUUGCACAGAGAUGGCACACACCACCCUCCCUGCCAGCAGCAGCACCUGGUAUAUCAAAUCUCGGACACUGGCGCUGUGUUUGCUGCCACUCAGUAG